Messenger RNA from Hemiscyllium ocellatum (epaulette shark), 8621 nucleotides. RefSeq lists its product as uncharacterized. NCBI's taxonomy places the organism in Eukaryota, Metazoa, Chordata, Chondrichthyes, Orectolobiformes, Hemiscylliidae. Bases 189 to 3182 code for a protein of 997 amino acids. The transcript has 12 exons. The record is from RefSeq and is a predicted model, not a curated record.
GCUUUGCUCAGUCACUCCACCACCAGCGUUGUUUGAGUUUAGAAAGAGGGGAGUGCAUUGAGCUGCGAGAACGUGUGCUCCAGCUCGGGAGUGUGGUCACCCCAGCCCGUCUGAAAGGCCACUGAGCAGCCCUUUGUGUUUGACUCUGGUGAAGAUGGUCUGAAGGCAUGAGCUGUUCCUGACAGCUGAUGGCGGGGGUUUAUUGCUGUCUCCGAGGCACGGCAGGAGAUCAUAUGAUGGCCACGGGAGUGCCAGACCUAAGACAGGCUUCAGAGGCUGAAGAAUGCAGUGAAGAAUGUUCAGGCAAGAAGAAGUCAAAAUUUAAAACCUUCAAAAACUUUUUUGCCAAGAAGAAGAGGAAAGAUCCAGCAGCCCCCAGAGGAGAGAGCAGUCUUAAACCGUGUCAAUCAAGCAGUGAUGUCAACCUUCCGGAACUUUCCACAGCAUUGCCUAACUCUGAGGCAGGCUCUCAAAGUAGCAUUGGAAACAGAGCUGUGUCACAUGACAGCAUUUUCAUUCCGGAAGUUUCCAUCUCCAGCUCUGCACCGGUCAGAGUGAUGUCUCAGGAAAAUAUGCCUGGGAGGGUGAAAGCUUUGCAGCUACAGCUUCAACAGAACAUCCACUUGACUUCCCCUGGUAUGCUGAUUUCUACAAAAAAAGUGGAUGAUGCUGGAACUCUCUCAGAGGAUGAUGGUUUGCCCAGAAGUCCUCCGGAAAUAUCAUCUCUUCACGCCAUUCUGAGAUGCUCCACUCCGAAGUCUGCAGCCACUGUGGAGAGACACAGCUCUUUGAGUUUAGGUGGAACAGGAAGUGAAGAUGAAGAGCAGAUAUCCUCAAAGCCUUCUUCCAGACCUCUGAGUCCCCUCUCACCACUGGCUUUCAUGACAACCAUCUCUGACUCACUUCCUGUUGACUUCAGCUCCCCAGCUAACCCUUUUGCCUGCCUGGAUAACUCUGCGGCAAAACACAAGAUUGCUGUUAAUCCUCGCAGACAGAAGUUCUUUGCCAAACAGAAGAAGCCAACUAUUAGAGAAGAUUCAAAGAUACCCAAAUUUAUUUUGCCUGGAAGUAAAGAUGAAAGGGAUCCAGUCACGUCCUCUGCCAGUGAUUUACAGGCUGAAAAUAAAGAAGAAAUUGAUCUCUUGGCACAAUGCAAUGACUUAAAGCAUGAAACAAAUGGAGAUGAGUUUGUGGAAACUGUUUCUAAGAGUUCCAAAAUACAUGAGGUUCCUCACAGUCACAGUCCAGAGCAUGGUGGAAAUGCUUUAGAUCAGAAUGGAGCUGUAUUGCCUAAAACUACAAGUAAACAGACACUUGACCCAGAAAUGCUCCUUACCUCUGAUGGUGUACAUAGUUCUGAGAAGCCUCCCAAUAUGCAAGUGGUGUCACCAGGAAUAAUGCUAACGCAUGAUGAAGAUUUUAAAUCGACUUUGGAGAAGUCUUGUAUGGACAAUGAAGAAAAUGCUGUUCUGUCUCUUCCCAUGUUACCAAUGACCAUUACUGAAUUAGAAGAAUGUUCAGAGACAAUCAGUCGAGCCAAAGGGGGAGCCAUAUUUGAGAAUAUGGAGGAGGCUGUGCACCUCAUCAAUGCCGACACACCUCCAUCAGAAGAAAAGAUCUCAGUUGAAAUGCACAUAGAGGGACGUGAAGUGGGAAAUGGUGGAAAUUCAGUACAAUCAGAACAUGGCUCAAAGUCUAAAGAAGCAAAGUGUAAGAGCUCUGUUGUACCUCAUGAUAACGCUUUGCACUUGUUCAAAGAGACAGAAGGACAGGAAGAAAAUAUCCUGACAGAUAAUUCAAUAAUGAGAGAGGCAGUUGACACAAGCUUAUUAAAUAACAAGGUAGAACACCAACAGGCUUCCAGUGAUGAAUUGACAGACAGUAUUUGGUGUUUAUCAGAAGUUCCACUUGAAGAAUUGUUCAUUCAACCUGAACCUUCUACACUGCAAUUACUUGAUGUUCAGGGACAGUCUGAAAAUUCAGUACCUGAUAAGCCAUUACAGAAAGAUAACAGGCUUGUGAAUCAAGGUUCAGCCAAAUUCUCAAUCGCCUCUGCUUGGCAGAGGUCAUUAUUGGAGGCCAAUAGAAAGAACGAAGGUUUGAAUGCAGAUUGUAGUCUUCAGGCACCACAGAAACCUGAGCUUUGCAAGGAGAAUGUCAGUGAAGGGUCAUCAAAUCAAGGCACAGGAAGUCUCCUGAAAUACCAGCAGUUCUUUGAUCAGCCAUUGAAGAUGAAAUUUACUGGAGCCAGACCAGCUGCUACUGAGAAGCCAUGUCUCCAAAACAUUACAAAACCGCAAACAAAACCUGACUUAGAUACCAAAGGAAACCCAUUUGGUGUCAAACUCAGGAGAACCUCACCUCUUCUCAAAUAUUCAGCUGAAAGUAACUCUGAACAUGUUGUGGUUGACAGCGAGCAGGCAGUGGGAAGUAAACCACAUGCAGGGAUACAGACCCCAACGGCUCAGGCAAUUGGUGCUAGAGGCAGCAGACAGGCAGAGGCUGCCACAGUGAAUACAGCGAAGGAAGACAAUGACAAGUUAUUCUUGGAAAGUCACAGGAAUAGAUGCCGACAGCUGGGAAAAGCUGAUUCAGUGGAUGUUUCAACUGAGUCAGUGACACAAGAAAAGGACAAUGCUCCUCAAGAGAAGACUGAAAGAAAAGAUCGUCAAACCCAACUGGACUUCAGUAAAGCCUCAGAGAGGAAACCACAACUUGUCAAAUGUGCUGCAGCAGAGGAUGCCAGCUGUGGAGUCAACUGCUCAGAGCCUGUGUGGGUCUCCAUGGCAAGACAGAAACAGAAAGGCUUUCAAGGCCAAUACUCAGGGAUGCAGGACAGACCCCAGCCCCUGGAGGACAGGUUCUCAGUACAGAUUGAUGCAAAGAAGGAAGCAAAAAAGCCCCAGUGGGGGAAGAAUGGAAAUAAGAACCCCUUACCCAGCUUUCAGGCCAAGGAACUGAAAACACAUGCAAAGGAGGAAGAUGAAUCCAACACAAUAACUCCUUUUGGACAUGGUUCACAGUUACAGCCGAAAGCACAAGCCUAUGGAAUGGGGAUGAGAGAGAAACGACCAACGCCUAAUGUGAAGAUUGCUCCACUGGCUACUGUGCAACCACCAUGGCUGGCCAUUGCCAAGAAGAAAGCAAAAGCAUGGAGUGACAUGCCUCAGACUGUCCAGUAGCACUUCAGCUCCAAAACAAGACAACAGGAGGAGAUUACUCUUCAAAACAUUCCCGAGACCCCAACUGUGAUUGUCUUCAACAGUGAUACUGAGACUGUUGUGGUACACGUUGUGGCAUAGUGUAGCAAUUUGUCCUGAAAAGUGGUGCAAUUGUGGAAGUAUUAGAUGGGCUGCUUGUUAAACUGCAUGUCCAAUAUUCAAUUCACUGACAUCCACGGAAACAAACAUUUGAUUGCAUUUGCAACAAGUAUCAGUUUUGCAUCCACACCCAAAUUAAAUUUCACCCUGAAAAUGCAUUCCAUUGGUGUUCCUCUGUCACUGUUCAGAUGCAUGAAUUAAACUUAUUUAAAUAGUUUAGCGUCUAUGUUGAAGGACCCAAAGAAAUGACAUACUCAGCUAGUGUCAGCAAACAUAGAGACCAAGCUAAUAAGUCUGACAGGCCUAAUUGUUCUUUUUGAUUUCUAAACUGCUCCUUUACGCCCCAAACUAUCUUAUACCUGUCUCUGUCAGUGGCAACCUGCAUUGUGGAGUGGAAUAGCUGGGUAUUAUUAUUUCCUGCAAUGGCAGACUGAAUUCACUUCUGGAAUGAACUGUAAGCUCAGCAUAUACACCUGCAAUUCCAAACCUGUUGGUAACUUGAGCUCCUUAGAAUAAGGUCUGAUCUACUAACUGAUGAGGAAGCUGUCUGCAGGUUUAGCAACUUGGAUUUAUUCAUCUGCUCCUGUGACUUGGAUUCAAAUCAAGUCCAGAGUGACAUAAAGAAUGUUUCUUCUGUCACCUAUAAAAUGCACUUGAACAUCAGAGGUUAACUUUAGUUUAGCUUUUGUUUCUUGGCACGGGAUAAGGUAAGGAUUUAACCUCAAUCCAAAGGAUAUGGGCAUCAUUGGAAAGGCCAGCUUUUAUUGAUCAUCAGAUGAGUUAACAUCUUAGGCCAUUGGAGUCGGUACAGUGUAAGUACUACAUAGUGCUUUUUCAUUCUCUGUGGAGCAGUUUGAUACAACUGAGUAGUUUGAUAUUCUACCACAGAGGGUAGUUAAAUGUCAGCCAUGUUGCUGUAGAUAUGGAGUUAUACAUAGGGCUCAACAAGGAUGGCAAAUUGAAGAAAUUUAGUGAGCCAGAUUGUUUUGUUAUUAGAGUUUCACAGAUCAUUAUUAAUGAGACUAACAUUUUAUUCAAGUUUUAUUAAUUAUUUUCAAAUUCCUUAAGCAGCUAUGGUGGGAUUUAAACUCAUAUCUCCAAAACAGUAGUUCAAAGCUUUCAAUUACACACCUAGUAGUAAACAACUUCUCCAACAUAACCCCAAUAUUCAGUCAUUGAGAAAGACCUUUCAGGGAAGUAAGGGAAGAAUUCUACAACCUUUAAAUAUCCAAAUCAGGUUUAAGAAGUGUGCAAAUUAAUGGCAUAGAAAGGUGCCAUUGAAUCCAUUGUAUCAGUGCCACCUGUAUACCAGAACAAGUUAAAAUUAAUCCAAGUGCCUGAUAAUUUGCUAAUAGCCUUUAGUCUUUCUCUGCUUUUAUCUAUUUUGCCCUUAAAAUAACCAAGGGUUUCUGAUUCAAUUAUUUCCUGAUUCAUUCCAUGUUCUACACAAGCAUCCACAUAAAACAUCAUUCCCAACCAUCUUAUUCACACGUUCUAUAACAAUUUGAAACUGAUUAUCACUACACUGCCAAAAUCUCAACCAACCGAAAGGCUCUUUCUGUAUUAACUGUAUCGAACCGCUUUGUAAUAUUUGAAGACCCCAAAGGUUAAAUGGUUCAAAAGCACUUUGGAUUUAAACUCAGCAAAGUCACUUACAGGCAGUUUUUAGCAGGGAACUUGACUUUGGCCUUGGUUCACGUUUACAUUGCUAUUUUAUAGUUAAUACACAUGCAAAAUUGCUUCAUGCUGAGGCUGAACUUACCAUUUAAGUGCAGUAAAAAAGAGUGAUACAUGACCUUGAGGGUACCAAGAUGGAACGUGCUUCGGUCCCAGCAUCUUCACCCUUUUCCUUACUAAGCACACAUCAAAAAGAAAUUAAAAAUUAAUAAACUGUCAGAAUUAUGACCUCAUACAUGUUCAAAUAAAGGUGACUAAAAUUUGAAGCAUUUCCAAUUGUCCUGCUAAAUAUCUUCAGAGUUGGGAACAAUAGAAAUUAUGCCUUAUUAUAUUCUGUACCACGAGCUGCAUUAUAUUCUGCUGUUUCGAAUCUUCGUAAUGCAGUCAAUCUGACACUUACAUUUAAAGAAUUUAUUAGCAGAUCUAUACAAAGACUUGUGUUGUAAAAUUGAGUGUUACAUUGUGUCGGAAUUGUGACAUUUCUGUUAUUUUAAACAAUGUCUUUAUUUGUAUUGGCUGCUUUAAGGAUGUUAGAUAUCGUUCUCAGGGCUAAAGGGAUGGAAGGGUAUGAAGAGAAAGCAGGAUCAGGAUGAUCAGCCAUGAUCUCAUUGAAUGGUGGAACAAGCUCAAAGGGCCAAAUAGCCGACUCCUGCACCAAUUUUGUAUGUUUCUAUAUAAUGGAAAAGUAUAGGAUUUAUCUAUUAUGCAGAGGGUCCGAAACACAGGAAGCUUAAGAACAGUCAUCUGCUCAGGCCUGCUCUGCCUUUCUGUUGGAGCUUGGUCAUGACCACCUCAACCCAUUGACCCGCUUUUGCUCCAUGCCCAACAAGCAUCCAUCAGGCAUAUCCUUGAGAGUUCCUAUAGCCCCAGGUAUUUACAUUUGUUUUGUGCGGCUGUGUUGGGAUGGCAAGAGUUGGAGGUGGAGGAGAGUUCAAAUUUGAACUGGCCUUUGUGUGCAAGAGCCCUUUCUGAUUUAUUUUCUGAAAAACCUAUUGCUUUCCUAUGUUCCCUUUCCCCUCAUGGAGCGGGGUGUGUGAGAAGUUGCAUUGCACGGGAAUGGUAUUGGAAGUAGAAUCCACAUUCGCUUUCAAAAUGAAGUGAAUAAUUAUUUAGAAUGGAAAUAUUUUGAGGAGAGAUUGGGAAAUGAUAGGACUCAGCAUGAUAUGAAUAGCUCAGAGUGCUGGCAAAGGCAAAAUAGGCCAAGGGACCUCACUCAAUGUUAUCAAAUUUCAGGGUUUGAUAAAACAAAGGAAAACUGUUUUACUUCUCAGUCACCAAACUAAAUCAUUUAUUUUAAAUCAUUCGUGGGGUAUGGGUAUUCUUAGUAAGGCCAGAAUUUAUUGUUAUUCUUGGUUGGUUUGAGAAUAUGUUGGUGACCACUUUCUUAAACCACUGAAGGUUGGCUGUGUCACGAAGGUAGUCAACGAUGACAUUAGGAGGUUCCAGGAUUUUGACCCAGUGACAGUGCAGUAGCCAUGAUAUACUUCCAAGUCAGGUUGGUAAGUAAAUUUCACGGUGUUGUCCCACAUAUUUAUUGUCUUUAUCGUUUAGGAGGUAGAGAUCACGGAUUUAGAAUUGCUAUGAAAAAUCUUAGAAAUCACAGAAUUUCCAACAUGUCUUUCCUUGAUCCCUGGUCUAUCCAGAAACUUUCAGUUGGAUCACUGGCUCCCCCUGCAGGAUUAAGCAAUCAAGCAAGUACAGAGGAACCUCAAUUGUCCAAAGGACUCAGGCAGGGAGUAUUACAUUCGGUUAAUCGAAUUCUGGAUAAUCGAAUGUUGGAUAGCGUAGUUGAGCCAAGCGUCAGGACCUUGCGAUCUUGCCGGAUAAUCCAAAAUUUGGAUAAUCGAAUGCUGGAUAAUCGAAGAUCCUGUGUGUUCAAGAAUCAGCUAUCAGACUAACAUAAACUCAGAUGAAUUACUGUUAAGCACUACACUUCCAAACAAGCUUGACAAAUUGUUGUAGCUCAUCUCACAGCUAGUACACAUUGUGCACCAUUAUGUGUCGGGGUGGAGGAAGUGUACAUUUCUGCUGUCAAUCAGAUGGGUUGCAUUCACCUGGAUUGUGCAGAGAUUCUUGAAUGGUGUGAGAGGUACACUCAUCCAGGCAUCAAACCACAUUUUGAAGCACUGUUCAUUUGUUAAAUAUAGAAUAAUACAAAAAAUUUACAAAUUCACUUAUUUAAAGGUUGAACAGGCUAGCCGUUAUAUCCUUUAGAACUCUAAAGGAUGAGAUCUUGAAGGGACUAGAUGGAGGGAAUACCCUGAAGAUGCUUCUUCAGCUUGCAAGGGAGAGUAAAGUAGAAGGCUUAGGUUAAGAGGUCCUGGAUUCUGGUGAUGCUGGAAGAGCACAGCAGUUCAGGCAGCAUCCAAAGUGCAGCAAUGGCGAUUUCGCACAUGCUCUUCCAGCACCACUAAUCCAGAAUCUGGUUUCCAGCAUCUGCAGUCAUUGUUUUUACCUCUUAGGUUAAGAGGUGUCUUUUUUAAGAGCGAGGUGAAGAGAAAUUCUUUCCUGUUAGAGGGUUGUUAAAGUGAAGAAUUUUCUUCCCUGGAAGGUUGUGGAUGUUUGGCUCUUAACGCUAUUCAAGGCUGAGUUUGAUUUUUGACAGACAGGAGCACUGAGGAUUUAUAAAUUAGACUCCAUACAGUAUGGAAACAGGCCAUUUGGCCCAACAAGUCCACACCAACUCUCUGAAGAGUAACCCACCCAGACCAAUUCCCCUACCCCUGACUAACACAUUGAACACUAUGGGCAGUUUAGCAUGGCAAAUUUAUCUAACCUACACAUCUUUGGACUGUGGGAGGAAACCAGGGCACCCAGAGGAAACCCCAACACAGACAUGGGGAAAAUGUGCAAACUCCACACAGACAGUCAUCUGAGAUGGGAAUUGAACCUGGGUCCCUAGCACUGUGAGGCAGCAGUGCUAACCACUAAGCCACCAUGCUGCCCAUUUGCUGGCUUGUGGGGCAAAGUGAAAAACAGCGCUGAGACUGCAAUCGGAUCAGCAGCAAUUUUACCGCAUGGUGCAGCAGGCUCAAAGGGCCAAGUGGCCUUCUCUUGCUCCUUGUUCCUAUAAACUCUAACUGAACAUCGAAGCAACAAUGUAGGUUAUCGGCCUGAAAUAUUAAUUGAUUUCUUUUCUGUGUGGCUGCUGCCUGAUCGGGUGAAGGUUUUAAGUGUAUCCAGUUUUUAUUUUAGCAGGUCCUGUUGCUGUCUCCACAUUUAACUGAAGAGAGAUACUUCUUAACCCUGAGAAAUCCACCUUGGUUCCUGACAAUGCUGUGCUUCUAACAAGGAGCAAAAGUUGGAGAUUUGGGAACUGACCCCAGCAUAGCCCACACAGUUGCUUUCAUUUUAAUGGAACGUACCUCCCCACUAGUGUCAAUUGACUAGAAUUAGGAGUUCCAAAUGACCGACAACACUUCAAAUAUAAUGUUGUUCGCUAUCUCUAAGAAUGUUGACUAUGCCCAUUAUUAAUGAUCAAUAGAUCAAAGUGGAGUGGGAGGGAAUGUGUUGUUACCUUAUGAAGUGGGAUAUAAACAUUUCUACUUAUAGACUAAUCCCUGCUAUUUAUUUAUUCUGUAUACUUAUUGUAUUAUGUUGAAACUCUGUUUUCAGUCGCAUUCA